AUGACUUCUGUGGUAGUGUCAGAUGGAGGAGGGAACAUAGUGGAGUAUGUCACUGUGGUGGAGGAGGCCCAGCAGGUAUUAAUUCCCUCCUUUCUCACCUCCGCUUUCGUCUGCUUCAUCCCUGUCCACUACGAGCAGCAGACUACUGAGGAGGAGGAGCAUGAAGAGGUGGUUCACCAAGAGGUGGAGGCUGUGAUCAUAGAGGAGGAGGUGGAGGAGGAGGAGGAAGGUGUGGUGGUGCAGGAUGAGGGCUGUCCGGCCGUCAUCGUGGAGGAGGUGCCCAGUGCCCAGGUGGAGGAGUGCUACUCGGCCCAGGUCCUGGUGUACGACGACGGGACCUACCUGAUGCAGGACGUGGCCGAGGAGCAGGAGGUGGUCACAGAGGUGGCCGAGUCUGUGGAGAUGUCGGGCCACGACAUGGUGUGUUUUGACAAAACAUUCGAGGCGGCCGAAGCUCUCCUCCACAUGGAGUCUCCCGGAGGGCUGCACGGCGAGCGCGGCACAGGUGGACGAAAGCCAAAGACGCAUCAGCCCUCUUCAAACGGGUCUUUUGACUUGGGGAUCAAGAAGAGGCCCAGGGAGGGGAAAGGAAACACCACCUAUCUGUGGGAGUUCCUGCUGGAGCUGCUGCAAGACAAAAACACUUGCCCAAGAUACAUCAAGUGGAUGCAGAGGGAGAAGGGCAUCUUCAAACUGGUGGACUCCAAAGCCGUGUCCAGACUGUGGGGGAAACACAAGAACAAGCCCGACAUGAACUACGAGACGAUGGGCAGGGCCCUGAGGUACUACUACCAGCGUGGCAUCCUGGCCAAAGUGGAGGGCCAGCGGCUGGCCUACCAGUUCAAGGACAUGCCCAAAAACAUCCGCGUGAUCGACGACGAGGAGGAGGGCGCGGAGCUGGAGGACAGCGAGGCCAUGGUGUCCAGCCAGCACCUGGUGCACCAGCAGGGCCCCGCCCACUCCCCGGCCAGCACCCAGGCUCAGCAGACCUACGUCACCGUCAUUCCCAGUAACGCCGGAGCCAGGCCCAUCCGAGCCAUGCCGGUGGUCAUGACCAACUCCCUCGGUCAGGUGACCCUCAACUCGUCCUCUAUCCUCACGGCCGCCACCGCGGGCGUGCCGGUCACCAUGGGCGGGGCCUCCACCAGCACGGCUCCCAAGCUGGUGAUCCAGGCCCUGCCCACCAUGCUGCCCGCCGGCUCCAAGGCCGGAGAGAAGAUCACCAUCAUCACCAUCCCGGCCAACCAGCUGGCCACGCUCAUGCAGACUAACUCCUCGGGCCAGCUGGCGCAGCUCAUCCAGGCCAAGCCCGUCGGCCACCAGCUGACCGCCAUCAAAACGUCCCCGGCGGCCCCGGCCGUCCAGCUGGCGGCCGGCCGCUCGGCCCCGCAGCUCAUCCUGGCCAAACCGGCCGCUGUGGCCCAGGCGCUGCCGCAGAUCUCCCUGCAGGUGAGCCAGCCCCCCCCGGCCGCGCCCCCCCAGCCCCAGAGAGCGUCGGCCGGACAGCCCCAAGCAGCACAAUCAGAGGUAGCGCGGCCCCCGCCGCCCCCCCCAACAAGCCCGCCCACAGCAGAGACUCCGUCCUCCUGA
Messenger RNA from Menidia menidia (Atlantic silverside), 1590 nucleotides. The record is from the annotation of a GenBank genome assembly. NCBI's taxonomy places the organism in Eukaryota, Metazoa, Chordata, Actinopteri, Atheriniformes, Atherinopsidae.